Molecule: messenger RNA, 1169 nt
Organism: Quercus robur (English oak)
Lineage: Eukaryota; Viridiplantae; Streptophyta; Magnoliopsida; Fagales; Fagaceae
Product: multiple organellar RNA editing factor 3, mitochondrial
Exons: 4
Coding region: 89-856 (255 amino acids)
Biological process (GO): cytidine to uridine editing; mitochondrial mRNA modification
Cellular component (GO): mitochondrion
Source: RefSeq, a predicted model, not a curated record
CACCAAACAUUUUCGGCCCAAACAGAGAGAGAGAGAGAGAGAGAGAGAGAGAGAGAGCGCAAAUAAUCAAGUAGAGAACUGAGCAGCAAUGGCGUACUUCACCGCACGGCGCAAUCUAGCAUCACUCCUCACCCGAACCCUUUCUUCUUCUUCUUCUUCUUCACUCUCCUCUCGUUCUCGCUUUGCUCUCACAACCCUCCUCAAUACCCAACUCCAGCUCGCCCCGGCCUGGUCCAAAACGAACCAGACCCGACCCAAAACUUCCGGGGCGGGCUACUCGCCCCUCAACGACCCGUCUCCGAACUGGAGUAACCGCCCACCCAAGGAGACGAUCCUCCUCGAUGGCUGCGAUUACGAGCACUGGCUCAUUGUACUGGAGUUCCCCACUGACCCUAAACCCUCCGAGGACGAAAUGGUCAAUUCUUACAUCAAAACCUUAGCCACUGUUCUCGGAAGUGAAGAGGAGGCGAAAAAGAAGAUAUACUCAGUUUGUACGACCACCUAUACUGGAUUUGGUGCAUUGAUUUCCGAGGAGCUUUCUUAUAAAGUUAAAGGGUUACCUGGUGUGCUCUGGGUGUUGCCGGAUUCGUAUCUUGAUGUGCCCAACAAAGAUUAUGGAGGGGAUCUGUUUAUCGAUGGGAAAGUCAUACAUAGACCACAAUAUACUUCUGAUAUGAGACAGCAAGCAACUAGGAACAGGCCUCGCCCACGGUAUGAUAGGCGCCGGGAAACAAUGCAGGUUCAGCGGAGAGAGAUGCACAGACCUAACAUGGCCAAUCCCGGAGUGCCUACACAGCAACCAACAUCAAUGGAUAGUCAGAAUUCAGCUAGAGUAGAGGGAGGAACUUCUCAAUGAACAGCGGCAAUAUUAACAGGGGCAAUCCUUGGUAAUUCAUAUAUUUGGAAUUUUUAGAAUAUUGAAUCAAAGUUUGAUGUUGUAUUUCUUAUUUGAUGCAUAAUGACUGGGUUCCCCAUGUUCCAUGUCAACUUAUGCAUAUUAUCCAGCAUCUUUAUGAAGACAACAAAUGUGAAUAUAUUGUAGGAAUGCGCUCCCCUUCUUACGACUUCUACAAAUAGAGUGUGUUAUUCAGCAACACUGAUCAUGUACUCCUGGUCAUAAACCUCUUUUCCUUUUUUGAUCAUAAUAAUGGUUCUCUAUUUUUUUUUUC